This is a messenger RNA of Rotaria sordida, 1467 nucleotides long. Lineage: Eukaryota; Metazoa; Rotifera; Eurotatoria; Philodinida; Philodinidae. The record is from the annotation of a GenBank genome assembly.
AUGUCUCACCGACUCCUAGAAGAAUCGUCGGCUGAACAGACUCAAAACACGAAUGCUGCCGAAGACGAAUUUUGCUUGAUUCGUUGUUCGGAUAAAAAUGAUUUUAUUAUUGUACCUCAACGGUGUAUUACAGCUCCAUCAAAUAAGAUUGAAACGUAUGAAACUUAUCGAAUCGAGGUCAAUGGAAAUGAAUGCGAAGGAACUGUUAUCUUGAAAGGAACAAAACGAGAUUGUGAGAGACUUCACUACAAUAUUACAUCAAAAUCAUCGAAUGAUGCACCAGCAGUGGGAGUUGAUAGAACACCAGAAACUAAUACAGAACAAUUUGCUGCUGCUUCUUCAUCUGCAUCUCAUAUUCCCACUAAUAUGAACGAAGAGUCUAAUAAUGAUAAUGAUGACGAUGAUGAAGAUACAAGUCAAAACAACAUACUCAUGAGAAUGGUACAGCUAUUACUUGCAAGUAGUGUUCAGAGUAAUGAUAAUGAGGAUGGAGAAAUACAUAAGGUGCGAUGUGGAGCAUGUGGGACCUAUCCUAUCAAGAGAGAUCGUUACAAAUGCUUAAAUUGUGAAGGCUUAGAUAUGUGUGGUCGUUGCUUUGCACGUCGAAAAGAAUUUAGGCAUCAUAAGAGUGGUCAUGCAUUUGCUCAUUUUAAAUCGCCCGGCGAAUUAUUUGGCCGGAUAUUCAAAGACAACGAAGUGACAUUUUCUAAUCUCAAAACAUUAUAUGUUGAUGAGAAUCAUGAAUCUAUUACUUGUGAUGGAUGCAACCGUGAACCCAUCAAAGGCUUAAGAUUUAAAUGUGAUACUUGUUCAAAUUAUGACUUAUGUCAACAAUGUGUGGAUAGAAAUGUUACUACAAAAGCACACAAAUUGACACAUUCGCUUAUCGUCCUAUCGCGUCGUGUGGUCCAGCAGAUUCCAGCGGAAGAUAUUCAAAUCGAUAACCAGCUCGGAAGUGGAGCAUUCGGUUCUGUAUUCAAGGCUCGAUGGCUUUCAAAGAAGCAUCGUGUUACAUGUAAAGCGAUUACUUUACUUAAGACAGAUGACACAGACGUGCUUGAAAAAAGUUUUCUUAAAGAUCUAGCUGCCUAUGCCGAACUUUCAGGCACAUAUAUCUUGAAAACAUACGGAUAUGCAACAUUAAUACAAGGUGAAAACAUAAAAUAUAUGGUGAUUAUGGAAUACAUGUCUCGUGGAAGUCUUUCUAAGGUUAUUAAAGAAAAUGGAAGUCAACUGUCUCUUCGUCGUAGACUUGAUAUGGCAAGAAAUAUUGCUAGUGGAAUGCGAAAGAUUCAUGAACACCGACUGGUUCAUCGAGAUAUUCAACCAGAUAAUAUUCUCGUGAAUGAAAAUGAUGUAGCCAAAAUUGGUGAUAUGGGUAUUGUGCGAUUCUUCAAUCCACUUAAUCAACAGACACAAAUUAGCUGUCAAUCAUAUAUGCCACCUGAAUAUUAUCAUGGUCGUUGA